Molecule: messenger RNA, 1965 nt
Organism: Porites evermanni
Lineage: Eukaryota; Metazoa; Cnidaria; Anthozoa; Scleractinia; Poritidae
Source: the annotation of a GenBank genome assembly
AUGAAGACUCUUGUUCUGAUAGCCCUAAUAGUUGCUUUAAUUGUGUCUCUAACACAAGCCUCAAAUGUACAUGAAGACCAAAGAAAAUCAGUUGACGAGAUACAGGACAAGGAUGAGGCGAGUUAUGCAAGCGAGACCGAGAGAACUGAAGACGACCUGAGCGAAGACAACGCUCCUGAUGAUGUUAAUGACGACGAAGAAGACGAAGAAGACGAAGGCGAUACGCAGGAUGAAGGCGCUGGAGAUGAGGAAGAUUUUGAUGAUGAAGAAGAUCUCGAAAGGUAAUUUGACUUUGUAGGUUUUCUCCGAUGAUAAAACUCAGGUGUAGGGAGCGGCCAGGCGUUAGUUAGUCGACGGUGGGAACAUAUUCUGACUGACAUGAUCCUUGGGUCAAUUAAUAAAAGUUUUACAAUUGUAAAUUACAAGCGUGUCCAUUGCUACACUCGAGCUAGCUACAAUAGCCACACUUGUUAAUCAAACUUGCAAAUCUUUUAUUAAAUUUACCCCUGAUAACUGAGCUAGAACUUGGCGAGCAUCUCACUCGUAUGGGUGAGAAACAUCAAAUUUAACAACGACCCUGCAAGUAUCACUGCGUUAUGUGACAUAGCAGAUUCACAGGCCUGUUUUAACUUUGUGUCCUCGGAUGCGAAGCUUGCAGAAUUCACCGAGAUAAAGCUAGAACUUUUCAACGAGCUGUUUACACGCUGAUAGGUAACACACCGUCUUUAGUCACAACUCGGUGAGAGGCGAGUGAGGGGCUGGCUUUUUCAUGCCAGCGUGUUCCAAAUUUUUGAUAAAAACUGUCCAGAAAUUAAACUUAUGUACCCUCAAUAAUUACUUCUUAUACUAGGAGCCCCCAAAAAGGAUGAUUUUUGGCGAAAACCAUCACUGAGUAAGCUGCAAAUACAUUUACUUGUUGCCACUCUCAGCGGAGUAGUUCAGUAAUUUAUAAGUUUGAACAAGCGCACAGCACCUACUUUUACUUUGAGUUUUUGGACUUAAAUUUCUGGUGAAAUCAUUCAAAUGAGGCUUUUCAAAUAGGUACUAUUUUUAUUUUACCUAAGUAACCAAAAUUCGACAUUUUUAACAACUUUUUGUCUUGUUUGUACAACUGAUUCCAAGGCUGAAAACAUAAUCUAUAACUAAAGGUUUCAAUUGAAUCCGCAAAAUUUUAAAACUUAAACAUAUGACAUUCGAUGAAAAUAUCACAAACUGUUCGCGCACUUUUUUCUUUAAAACAUCCUAAAAAUUCUCAUGUUCGCGCUUUGAAUUCUCGAUUCCUCGGACCCGACUAUCUCGGAGCCUGGAACAGGCUAGGCUAGGAGGGUGACACAAACAUCGAUAAAGGGUGACCCGACCAGUCCGGGUCACCCUUCCAGGUAAGCAGCGGAAUUUGGCUAAGUUUUGUAAGAAGUGUAGGAAAAUUUGGUUUGCCCAUGGGAGCGCGGGUAGGUGAGCGAUCGGGCCUUACCCGGGUCUUGCCUAGUCCCCGUACGGCACUUUCCUAGGUCUUCUUGGUCAAUGCACUUCGGUGACGUAUCCGAGGCGAACGGCUUGGACCAGGUGGCCCAUAGGGACUAGGCAAACCCGGGUCAAGGUUUCUCCAUAUAAAUAGGAGAAAUGCUAUUUAACACCCUUUCAGACGCUGAUUGAGGCAACAGUGAUGUCUCUACACGAGUGGCGUGUAACUGUAAUAGUCAUUUUUUUUGUUUUAUUAUUUUUCAUUUUUAGGGAAAUGGACCGACAACGGGAUCCGCGCUUUUUUACGGGCCCAAAACGAUAUGUAAGACUUCUAAAAAGACCUCGACGAAGAAACUUAUUCCGGAAGUGGCGUCAGCGGUUAAGCUGGGGAAAGAGGUGAUUUGUAAACUGUCAUUUACUGAGGAGGAAGACAAGGCAGUGUUAAACACAACGAGAAGCUUAAUAAAAAUACCGGAAUAUGUCAAGGAUCUCAAAUUAUUUUGA